GUGCCAAUGACCGAGAUUGUUCUUUAUCGCUUCGCUGUUGAUUAUAAAACAUGGGCCUUUUAAACAAUCAGCAAACUAAAACUCAACUCAUUGUAGUUCGGCAUUGUGUGUUGAAAGGUUUAAAAUGUCCUGGAAUUAUAUAUUAAACGUCAAGGUGGUAUCGUUGAUAUGCAUAAUCCUUACGAUAGCAGUGUAUCUCGUAGAAAAGAAACUUCGCAAUGAACUCGGAAAGUGCCUUAUUAGCAGCCUAUUCUGCCUCGGAGUGCUGUGUUAUUCUUCGAUUGUGAGAGAUUUGAAAAUAUGGGAAAAUGGUGCUACUACAGGUGGUGAUGUUUUCUUUGGGAUCGCCUUCCAUCUCUGGCUCUCAGUAAUCAGCUAUCACCUGUGGAAAAUUUUAGUGUCGCUAAGAAGAGUUGAACCUCGAUAUCGGUUCCUGAAAUACAGCGCCUUUGUCUGGGUCACGGCUGGUAUCUUGACUGCAGUCGCUCAUUUGGUGUACAUAUAUGACUUGUUAAACAUAAGGAUCUUCGGGAUUAUGGUAGUUGUGGCGCUUUUGGUGGUAAAAAUAUUCAGUGUGAUCAUGUUUCUCCGAACCGCAAUUUACAUUUGGAAUGUAAAGAGGAAUAUACGACGGCUUACAGAAGAGCAGGAGACGACGACGACCUGCCUCAAUUUCGAUAGUGAAACUUAUAUACAGUUUCUCCGGAUCUCUUUUAUUAUGGGAGUAAAUUGGCUGUUGGAGUUUUUUUUUGUUAUAGCGAGUGUCUUUUGGCCAGGGACCUGUGGAGUAGCUAAACAAUUAAAUUUAUACAGUGGUUUAAUAAUUUUUGAUGUGCUAAUCCUCAAGCGUAGCACCAUAAAUAUGUUCAUGGAUAGCACUCAUAUAAGGCCACUGCAGCAAUGUGCCCGCACUCAAACGCAAAUACAGCCGGCUUAGGUGUUUGUAAUUUUAAACGCCGCUCAAUGUACCAAGAGUUCAUUUUUAAUUUCUGUCUCUGAUUAGCUGGGAAAAGGACAUGGCUAAUAAAAUGAUAUAAGAUUGAUAUUUUCAAAAAAUAAAAUUUUAACAUACGUCGGCUAAUAUCUCGUUUUUCCAUAAAUAAAAAGAACUUGGGAUCUAAGUCUUUGCCAUUUAAAACUCGUAGGUAUAAGAA
Messenger RNA from Drosophila gunungcola (fruit fly), 1154 nucleotides. RefSeq names its product probable G-protein coupled receptor Mth-like 7. The record is from RefSeq and is a predicted model, not a curated record. The transcript is spliced from 6 exons. The coding region runs from base 125 to 937 and encodes 270 amino acids. NCBI's taxonomy places the organism in Eukaryota, Metazoa, Arthropoda, Insecta, Diptera, Drosophilidae.